GUUACUACCUGUCUAGCACGAGAUAUCGCGUUUAGCUACCAUCCCAUUUAAUCGUAUCGGUUGUAUUAAAAUCGUCAGGCUUGUGAUUGAUGGGUUGUACCCCAGUUUUAAGGCGUGCUGUAUUGCCUUGAGUAUAUCAGAUUGACUCCCCGGUGCAGUACAGUUGUAUAUGGUUAUGAUCCAGAUAGAAUUUAAUGCCAAACAUGUGUGAUAUACUGAAACGUGAAUUCUCCUGGAGUAACUUCCAACUCUCUCAUCAAUACAAGACCGACUUUUACACGUCACAGUGGCGAUGGCACCCGUACAUCUUUUUGAUAUUUCGUGCCGUGACGGCGGCGUACACAAUAGCGUCUCUGUCCGCAGUGUUUGCGGAAGGAGGUGGAUCCCACAACAUCAUGGUCUACCUCACAAUUUGGACAUACCUGACUUUAACAUUGCAUUUCUUAUCAGCGGCCAUAUUGGCGUUUGUGUGUCACUGCACAAGCUGUGGUGACGAUCACACCAACAGUAUCGUUUUAACACAGGUUAAAAGUGAACCAAUUAAAGCGGUAAAUGUCUCCUUUCAAAACGAUAACGGUAGACAAAUGUCAAAUGGCAACAUUUCAACGGGCAAUUCAACAACAGCAAAUGAGGAAUCCGGAAAUACGUCACUGGCUGAAUCUAAUAAAUCACUACCGUGGUACUUCCAAACCUGUUGGUUGGUGUCAAUCGUUGCCCACCAUUUCACUCUGGUGGUGACGAUAGUGUAUUUCACGGCAUUAUUUCCGUUCAUGGGUAUUCAGGGCAUAGCUGUAAAUGAUAUCAACAUGCAUGGGAUCAGCACGGUCUUGGUCCUAAUAGACGUGGCCGUCAGUGCACGUCCUGUGCGCUUACUCCAUGUCAUCUAUCCAAUCGCGUAUGGCGUCGCAUACGCUACGUUCAGUGUGAUCUACUGGAGUCGGGAUACUGUCCACAAUGUCGUUUACGACAUCAUGGACUGGAACAAUCCGUGGCUGGCAGCAGGUGUGGUCAUUGGACUGGCAUUAGUCGUCGUCCCCCUCAUCCAACUGUUUCAUUUCGGGCUGUAUCGACUUAGGCUGAGUCUAUACGAUCGCAUUUAUAACACAAAGUGAUUACCGAUUUUGUAUCAGAGAGAUCUGAAAACAUAUCACACGAAGUGGUUAUUGUACCGGUGACGUAUAACACACAAAUAGAUUUCUGUACCGGUGACGUAUAACACACAAAUAUAUUUCUGUACCGGUGACGUAUAACACACGAAUAGAUUUCUGUACCGGUGACGUAUAACACACAAAUAGAUUUAUGUACCGGUGACGUAUAACACACAAAUAGAUUUCUGUACCGGUGACGUACGACCGCACAAGCAGAAAGUGAUUACUAUACUGUGAUGUAGGCCAUAAUAUACCACAGCAAGUGAUCAUUGUACCGGUGACGUACAACACAAAAAGUGAUUACUUUUCUGAUGACGUUUAACACACAAAUUGACAAUUGAUCCGCUAUGUCAUUUCAAGGAAAUAAUUGAUUAAUCCAUUAUAUUCCGACAACGCAAAUACUUCUACUAUCGUUUUUAUUCGAUGUGAACUUUUCUUUAAUUCUACGAAAUGGUGCCGUGACCAGGAUUUCUAAACCUUUACAAACAUUCCGUAUUCGGUGUGAACUUUUCCUAAAUACAUUGUAUGUUCAAAGCCGUUUCUAAUACGAAUGCAUGUGUUCAUCAUUACUUUGGUAAUACCGUGUGACAUCAAUACCAGUACUGAUUUGUGUGAAGAAUACAGUGACACGCACUGGUCAGACGUAGCGCCAUACAUCAUCUCAAUGGAACUUAAACGAUGUCUUUCAUUUGUGAAUGUGUUUUGGGGAUGUGAAAAUAAAACAAAAUCUGGGAAUUGA
Molecule: messenger RNA, 1887 nt
Organism: Pecten maximus
Lineage: Eukaryota; Metazoa; Mollusca; Bivalvia; Pectinida; Pectinidae
Product: protein rolling stone-like
Exons: 2
Coding region: 195-1112 (305 amino acids)
Cellular component (GO): membrane
Source: RefSeq, a predicted model, not a curated record